AUCUAGAUGGGGCAGACCCAAAAAGAAAAAAAUAUGUAGUAAGAUUUUUGAAAUUGUAGAGGUAGCGAUCGAACCUGCUUGUCACCCUAUAUGUCAAUCUUUGCUUCAGAGCAAAGUUGAGAAAUGGACAGGACUGACAAUUUCAAGGUUGAUUGGAAAAGUUUGCUAUUUAAGUAUGAGAAGUUAGAUAAUACUAGCAGUUUCUCCUCUCCUCUCAUGGGUUUCUUUAGAUGUGCUAUAUCCUCACUGUUCAUUUUCCUAGUGUGUGUAACUAGUGAAUCCCAGCAAAAUCAUUCUAUCAAGAAGGUAAUUUUAGGCUCUUCACUUUCUCCCACAGGUACUCCUUCCACAUCAUGGUCCUCUCCCUCUGGCCUAUUUGCAUUUGGUUUCUACACACAAGAUACGGGCUUUAAGGUCGGAAUUUGGUUGGUCAACAACAAUCACGCCAAAACAGUUGUAUGGACCGCAAAUCGAGAUGAUCCGCCAAUCACCUCCAACUCGAAGAUCAAGCUGACCACAAAUGGACAACUUGUUCUAAGAACAGAACAGCACGGAGGAGAGAAGCUCCUAGCAAACACUACGGGCUCUGCUGCCUAUGCCUCCAUGCUCGAUUCUGGAAAUUUUGUUCUAUACAACAACAACUCCAAAGGCAUUUGGCAGACUUUCGAUUCUCCCACCGACACCAUUCUAGGAGGACAGAGCCUGUUAACUGAGGGUAAACUGGUCUCUAGUUUAUCAGACACUGACCACUCAACCGGACGAUAUCAACUCUGGCUGCAGGGUGAUGGGAACCUUGUUUUGUACCCACUGAACACUGAAGCAACCUCCAUAGAUGCUUAUUGGGCAUCGGGUACUUGGCAUGAACUCCCCAAUUCCCUUUACCUCAAUCAUUCUUCAGGCACUUUGGCUAUCAUAAACAGCAUUAGUUUGGAUACGAUCAAAGACUUGGCUUAUGAAGGUUACAAUAACAACAACAACAACAGCAACAACAACAACAAAACAAUCAUUUAUCGUGCAACACUUGAUUUCGAUGGAGUUUUCAGAUUGUAUUCUCAUAAAUUCGAUCAGAGUGCUAAUGAAUCCCAGAUUUCAGUUGAGUGGAAAGCACUGGAAAAUCCAUGUGAAGUGAGAGGUUUUUGUGGCUUAAACAGUUUCUGCACAUUAGAUGACUACCGACCAUAUUGCGUUUGUCUUUCCGGUACCAAUUUCAUUGAUCCCAAUAAGUGGUCUAUGGGGUGCGGCAGAAACGUCUCGAAAGAAGGGUGUAGGGGUGGGAUAGAAAACACAGCCUCAUUUAACAUUACUACCAUGGAGCAAAUGUCAUGGGGAGAACUUCCGUAUGCUGAUGAAGCAAUGUCAAUAGAAGAUUGCAAGAAAUCUUGUUUGGAAGACUGCAAUUGCGAUGCAGCUAUGUACGUGGGCGGAUCUUGCAAGAAACAAGGUCUUCCCCUUGAAUAUAUCAGAAGAGAUAUAUCGGGAUCCACAACCACGAUUUUCUUAAAGGUGGCCAUGACGAGAAACAUCAUCGAAAGCAAGAAUGGGACAGCUCCUCCGUUCAUGAAGCCAGUGACACCACCCCCAGGAGUUUUGGUCAAGAGCAAAGAAGCAGUAAUGCUAAUACUUCUUGUAACUAUUGGUUUACUUACAAGUUCAUGUGCUGCUCUUGCCAUCUCUGGCAUAUAUGUCUACAAAUUUAGAGUUUUGAAGUACAAAAGGCUGCUACAAUAUGGAAACUCAGGCAUUACUAAGGAGCUGACCUUGCAGUUUUCAUACGGUGAGCUCAGAAGAGCAACCAACGGGUUCAAAGAAGAGUUGGGAAAGGGCUCCUUUGGAGCAGUUUACAAAGGUACUUUGUACAAAGAAAAGAAGUUGAUUGCGGUGAAGAGACUUGAGAAGGUUGUGGAAGAAGGUGAAAGAGAAUUUCAGGCAGAGAUGCGAGCAAUCGGUAAAAGGCACCACAGAAACUUAGUCCGGUUGCUUGGAUACUGUAUUGAGGGUUCUAAGAGGCUUUUGGUUUAUGAAUACAUGAGAAAUGGCUCCCUUGCAGAUCUUCUUUUCAAAUCUACUAGGCGCCCGGAUUGGAAUGAGAGAAUUAAAAUUGCCCUAAAUGUCGCGAGAGGGAUCCUCUAUCUACAUGAAGAGUGUGAGACUCCUAUAAUUCAUUGUGAUAUAAAGCCUCAAAACAUAUUGAUGGAUGAGUUUUGGACUGCUAAAAUCUCUGACUUCGGGUUGGCCAAGUUGUUGAUGCCUGAUCAAACAAGAACCUUUACAGGGGUUAGAGGGACUAGAGGAUACGUGGCUCCAGAAUGGCAGAGAAACAACCCCAUAUCCGUCAAGGUUGAUGUUUACAGUUAUGGGAUAGUGCUGUUGGAAAUUGUUUGUUGCAGAAAAAACUUGGAAGUUAAUGUAUCAACACCAGAAGAGGUGGUUCUCUCGGGUUGGGUCUAUAGGUGCUUUGCUGGGAAGGAGUUGAACAAACUUCAUGUUGUGGGUGAUGAAGAAGUUGACUUGAAGACACUGGAGAACAUGGUUAAAGUGGGACUUUGGUGCAUUCAAGAUGAACCAGCUCUUCGUCCUUCCAUGAAAAGUGUCGUUUUGAUGCUUGAAGGCAUUACUGAUAUAUCAAUCCCUCCAUGUCCAACUACGUAUUAAUGGAUGCCAUCUAUAGAAGUUCAUUAUGUACCAGCAUCAUCCUCUGUUGGAGAUCAGGGAUUAGCAAUUCUAAUGAAUAGACCAUGUGACUGCAAUAAUAUUUAUUUGAAGGAUAUCUUAGUAUAUAAUUGUUGCUUAUACAUGCAUAUAUAUAUAUAAUCUAUUAAUGAAGUUGUGUAAUUUUAAUAAUUUCCUCUUAAUGCAAAUGUGCAAAUAGUUUGCCGUUGUAUGAGUUUAAACAUAAUAAUAAUUUCAAUGUUGUUGUAAUCAAUAAAUAAUAGUUUCUUGUUUGGCUGAA
Molecule: messenger RNA, 2950 nt
Organism: Camellia sinensis
Lineage: Eukaryota; Viridiplantae; Streptophyta; Magnoliopsida; Ericales; Theaceae
Product: G-type lectin S-receptor-like serine/threonine-protein kinase LECRK3
Biological process (GO): protein phosphorylation
Molecular function (GO): ATP binding; protein serine/threonine kinase activity
Source: RefSeq, a predicted model, not a curated record